Drosophila takahashii is the source of this 1328-nucleotide messenger RNA. RefSeq names its product Selenophosphate synthetase 2 (gene Sps2). Gene Ontology annotation, biological process: L-selenocysteine biosynthetic process. Gene Ontology annotation, molecular function: ATP binding; selenide, water dikinase activity. Gene Ontology annotation, cellular component: cytoplasm. The record is from RefSeq and is a predicted model, not a curated record. NCBI's taxonomy places the organism in Eukaryota, Metazoa, Arthropoda, Insecta, Diptera, Drosophilidae.
AGCGUGAAAAUAUCGAUAUUUAUUCCAUCGCUAGCCGAGUUUUUGUUAUUAUUCAGCUGUUUUUUAGUUAUAGUGCGUAGAAUUUUUGCACAAAAUGUUUAAGCCAGAAAAACAUGGGCUUGAGCCCGACUUUCAAUUAACAAAGUUCACCACUCACACUGGAUGAUCUUGCAAAAUCCCCCAAAAAGUACUUGAGAAGUACCUAAGGGGAACAGAAAUAGAAAAUAAGAACAAUGAUGGAUACCUUAUCGGCUCUGGAAUGGACUGCGCAGUUAUACCUCUGCACCGGCACAAAGACUACUUACUUGUUCAAACCGUUGACUUCUUUUAUCCCAUGGUGAAUGAUCCUGAGCUCUUGGGACGUAUUGCACUUGCUAAUGUCCUGAGUGAUGUUUAUGCGGUUGGGGUGACCGAUUUUGAUACCGUGGAAAUGAUAAUCAGUACAUCUACGAGUUUCACUGAAAAAGAACGAGACAUUGUAAUUUCAUUAGUCAUAAAGGGUUUUAAAAACUCUUUAAACGCAAACGGCUAUCAUAAAACACCACUUGUGAUAAGACAACUGAAGAUCAAUCCUUGGUGUAUUAUAGGUGGCAUAGCAACAUCUGUGUGUCGACGUGAUGAGAUCAUUCUGCCAUCGAAUGCGCAGCCUGGCGAUGUUUUAAUCCUCACAAAACCUCUGGGAGGACAAAUGGCGAUGGAUGCUCACCUUUGGCAACUUAACCAGACUGAAAAGUACAAAACCCUGCUGUCUGAGUUCAGCGACGAUGACAUUAGGGAAACUUUUGAUAUCGCCGUUAAAUCUAUGACUUAUUUGAACAAAAAUGCCGCACUUUUAAUGCACAAGUACCAGGCGCAUUGCGCUACGGAUAUUACAGGAUUUGGUUUAUUGGGGCACGCCAAUAACCUCGCCCAAUUCCAAAAGGCAAAGGUCUCGUUCAAAAUUAACAAACUGCCAAUUAUCAAAAAUGUACUUAAGUUCAGCACUUUAAUUGGCCAAAGCGCAAAGUUUCGUUCGGGAAGGUCGGUAGAAACCUCUGGAGGACUGUUGAUUUGCCUUACCCCCGAUGCCGCAGAUCUAUUUUGCCGUGAAUUUGAAGAAGUUACAAACGGAGAGCAAAAAUGUUUUAAAAUUGGACACGUACAAGGCGCAAAGGAGUCGAAUGCAGUUUUGUGUGAGGAAGUAGAGCUCAUUGAAGUAAGCCUUUAAGUAAAUGGUAAAAUUAAUUAUUCAACCUAUGACGAUUAUUUCAUAAAGGCUUUUUGGCUUGGAAAUAAUCUAAACUUUAUGUACAUGCAAAGUGUAUAAUAAAUUUGAUGAUUAAUUAACC